Entelurus aequoreus (snake pipefish) is the source of this 4377-nucleotide messenger RNA. Its product is annotated as zinc finger and BTB domain-containing protein 18-like. NCBI's taxonomy places the organism in Eukaryota, Metazoa, Chordata, Actinopteri, Syngnathiformes, Syngnathidae. Gene Ontology annotation, molecular function: RNA polymerase II cis-regulatory region sequence-specific DNA binding; protein binding; DNA-binding transcription factor activity, RNA polymerase II-specific. The record is from RefSeq and is a predicted model, not a curated record. Gene Ontology annotation, biological process: regulation of transcription by RNA polymerase II. Gene Ontology annotation, cellular component: nucleus.
CUCGACUCCCCGCGUCCCUGCCCUGCCUGCCUGCGCUCGUCCGUCCUCGACAGCCUGGUUAUGGAAAUGAGCCCAAAGUCGGUUUAAUCAGGAGGGGGAAGAAACGGAGAGACGGCGGACCGUGUUGCCUAGCGGGCGGGCGAGCAAAGCAGAGCGAGGCGAGAGAAGGAAGGGAAGGGAAGAGAAAGAGCAGCCACAAAGCUCCGGCAGCUCCUCAAGCCACAGUGGAGUUAAUCAAGUUGAUGCGUACCGCUGCAGGUUAUGAGGACAGCAGGAUGGAGUUCCCCGACCACAGCAGACAUUUACUCCAGUGUCUGAGCGAGCAGCGGCACCAGGGCUUCCUGUGCGACUCCACGGUCCUGGUGGGCGAUGCCCAGUUUCGAGCGCACCGCGCCGUCCUGGCCUCGUGCAGCAUGUACUUCCACCUCUUCUACAAGGACCAGCUGGACAAGCGGGACGUGGUGCACCUCAACAGCGACAUCGUGACGGCGCCCGCGUUCUCCCUGCUGCUGGAGUUCAUGUACGAGGGCAAGCUGCAGUUCCAGGAUCUCCCUGUAGAGGACGUGCUGGCGGCCGCCUCCUACCUGCACAUGUACGACAUCGUCAAGGUGUGCAAGAAGCGGCUGAAGCGGAAGGCCACGGCGGAGGCGGACAGCACGCGUAGGGAGGACGACGGCGGCUCCAGUUGCUCCGACAAGGCCGACAGUCUCUCGGACGGCUCGACGGGGCGACCCGCCACCGCCGACCUGCUGCACAGCGACGAAGAGGAGGAGGGGAAGAGUGAGAGAGCACCGCUAUGGUUGCGGACGCCGGCCAUGGCCACGACCAGCCCGGGUCACGCAGAGGCGGAGCCGCAGGCCGGCGAGGGGCUGACGGAAGGCACCAAGCGGAUGUCUCCGGCAGGAAGCCCUUCCAGCUCCACAGGAUCGCUUUCCCAGAAGUCUCACCGCUCCGCAGGCUCCCGAGGACACCGCGGCAGGCGGGUGUCCAACGAUACCGCCGACUGCGUCCUGGACCUGUCAGUGAAGCCGACAUCCGGCAGUAACCACGGCAACCACCACCCGACGUACUUCAGCGGUGCAGCCACACCGGACAGGCUGCAAAGCCCGCUAGCGGUGAGGGUGAAGGUGGAGAGGGGUGUGGCUUCAGACGAGGAAGAGGACCUAAGGGGCGGGGACUAUGCGAUGGAGCACAGCGGCAUCGCCAAAGCGACGGUUCCCAGCACCAACGGGGGCUUGAGCCACCACGGGGUCGGGGGUCCUCUGUCGGUCCAGAGGAGGCUGGGCUUGGAAGCGCACCUCUCCGCCCUGCGAGAGGCGUCGCUGGCGUCCGAGCUGGACCGUGACGAGAAGCCCCCGGCGGCCGCCGACAACGAGGACAUACUCGGGGGGGAGAGCGAGCGCACGCAGGCCGACGCGGCCAGCAUGGACAGCACGCUGCUGCCGUACGUGUCCAACAUGCUGUCGGCGCCGCACACGCAGAUCUUCAUGUGCCCGCUGUGCAACAAGGUGUUCCCCUCGCCGCACAUCCUGCAGCUCCACCUCAGCUCGCACUUCAGGGAGCAGGAGGGCAUCCGCGCCAAGCCCGCCGGCGACGUCAACGUGCCCACGUGCACCAUCUGCAGCAAGACCUUCUCUUGCAUGUACACGCUCAAGCGCCACGAGCGCACGCACUCCGGCGAGAAGCCCUACACCUGCACCACCUGUGGCAAGAGCUUCCAGUACUCGCACAACCUCAGCCGCCACGCCGUGGUGCACACGCGCGAGAAGCCGCACGCCUGCAAGUGGUGCGAGCGCCGCUUCACGCAGUCGGGGGACCUCUACCGCCACAUCCGCAAGUUCCACUGCGAACUGGUCAACUCGCUGUCGGUCAAGAGCGAGCCGCUAGCGCUGCCCAAUGUCAGGGACUGGGCCAUCGAGGACAGCUCGCAAGAACUGUGGAAGUAGAGGCGUGCGAGCGGGGUCCUUGCCAACAUUUAGGGGGUCUUUCAGUGAGUCAUCUUCUUGUUUGUUGCAAAAAUCUCAUUCGAUUGCACUUUAAUAGCACAUGAAAAUGUUACUACUGAGUUUUUCAUCAAGUACAAGGGGUUUCAGUUGUAGUCUGGAUUUUAUUCAGAGAAAGCUCCGAGAAGGUCUUGCUUGUUUGAAUUUUUUCAAUUUAAUUUUAUUAUUUAACUUUUUUUUGUGUUUCAUCUCACAACACUCCGACUCGGACCGACGCCACGCUCCUCAAGAACAAAAGCAUUAUGAUACACUAAACGGGUAUCACGAUACCGCCACACACACUUUGAAGAAGUGUGUGCGUGUGUCUGUGUGUGUGUGUGCGCGUUCGUGUGUGUGUGCACUCUCUACUACGCCAACACCUGAUGUGCACGUGUGUGUGUGUAUGCGUGCGCGUGUGUGUGUUUAAUUAGAUGUUUCACUGGCACGGAGGCGCAGCUAGCGUCGUGGUGCGUUCAGGGCGAGUCGAGCGACUGACAAACUGAUGGCACUCAUGCAAUGCACAGCCUCUUUUUUUAUUUUUGGUGAUUUUUUUUACUUUCAAUCAAUUUGAAGUAUUUUCUAAACAUUAAAAAAAUAUUCUAAUAAUUAUUAUAUUAUUGUUAUUAAUUAAUACAGUAGUUUUUCUGAAAUCUAGCUGGCAGUCUUUUUAAAUUUGUUGGAAAAGUAUUUAAUUUAAGGUUGUUGUAUAUUGUUAUAGUUUUAAAUCUUUUUGAAAAAAAUUUUUUUUAUACUUAUUAUUGUUAUAAUUCUAUUUUGUUACAGUUUUAUUUUAUUUUUAACAGGACCUGCUGUUGCAUGACGUUCAAACAUGUAUAGUUUAAAAUUAAAAAAAAAAAAAAAAAGGAAAAAUAUGUGAAUUUGCAGUGUUACUGUACUCAUCGUUAUUGAUCAAAUAUUUGACAAUGGGCUCCUUUUUAUUUAACAAACAUGAUUUUCUUUGUGAAUACUACUCCAGGGUGACGUCUGUUGCAAAGCUGACUAUGGUGGGUGGGGAGGGGCAUGCAUGGAUUCAAGUGUUGUUGUCCUAAAAAGUUGGGGGGGGGCGGGGAAUUUAGCUUGACAGUGAACAUCUUGGAAAUGUGAUGAAGCUUUUGAAGUCUGUCUAUGUGCACUGAGUGUGUGUGCGUGUGCGUGUGUGUGUGUGUGUUGUCACCCGUCAGUGUGGAAGUUCUUCAUCCGCCCAGCACUUCUUCGGUUUAACGUUGUGCAAUCAUGGGCGUCCUCGGAAGGCUCUGGAGGUCUGACGAGGGCGGUCACAUGACGCCAACAUGGCCAAAGGAUGAAAAAGGGUCUGUCCUGCUGAAAUAAAGUCAAAUGUGUGUGUGUGUGUGUGUGUGUGUGUGUGUGUGUGUGUGUGUGUGUGUGUGUGUGUGUGUGUGUGUGUGUGUGUGUGUGUGUGUGUGUGUGUGUGUGUGUGUGUGUGUGUGUGUGUGUGUGUGUGUGUGUGUGUGUGUGUGUGUGUGUAAGCACCUUUUUAAGAUAAAAAAAAAAAGACCUGAUUAUGAGAUAUUUGCAGGAAAAGAAGCCUUGGACUUAAACAUUUGUAACUGAAAAAUGUCUUGCUUCCAUUUUUGGAUCAAAAAAUUGGUGAAUGUUUUUUUUGGGCAGGGACGGCGCCUGGUUUUUAUGUAUAAAUUCAAGCGGUGUGGAAAUAUUUUCAAACAAGCGUUUAUACAAUCCAAAAAAAGGACUUGCUGAAUGUGUGCGUGUGUGUGUGUGUGUUUCUCCAUCCAUGACCCACCCUGCUGUUUGCAUCAUCACUACUACUGUUUUUUUUUCCUUUCUAAUAUAUUUCUGGUUGUACUUGACCGCCUUAAACUGCUGUAGUCCAGGCCGAUUAUUUUUCUCUUUUUUUCUGUUUAUUUUAAUUCUAUUUGUAAUAAUUUAUUUCCGGAGCAUGAGUGACGUCGAGCGCUCUGGAGGCUGUGAACUAUAUAACCACACUUAUUUUAUUUUUAUUUUUUUUGCUGUGUUUACUUGAAAACAAGUGUGUGUCUGUGGGGCGUGAGAAUAGUUGUUUUAAUUUAAAGAAGGUAUAAAAAUGUCUCAGACCGUUUGUGGGGAAGGUUUUAAAAGUGACUGUUUCUUUUUAAUAAAAAAAAAAAAAAGACAAUCACCAUCAAACAAGCAGAUUUCUUCAAAUGUAUUUGCUCCCUGCUGAGAUUAAAUACUUUCAACUUUUUUUUCUUCUUAAUUUAAGUCAGAUAUAGUCAUUUUUAGCUUUGACAAUCAUAGUUUGACUUAUUUUUGUGGUUGUUUUUCUCAAGGGGAGCGAAUUCCAAUUGUGUUUAGUUUUGUAAUUUCCGGUGUGCUGUUGUUGACAUUUUUAAAUUGUGUGCAAACUGCAAUAAAUUAUAAGAUUCUUGACAUUGGA